Messenger RNA from Carya illinoinensis, 1004 nucleotides. RefSeq names its product heavy metal-associated isoprenylated plant protein 2-like. The transcript has 3 exons. The record is from RefSeq and is a predicted model, not a curated record. The coding region runs from base 125 to 568 and encodes 147 amino acids. Gene Ontology annotation, molecular function: metal ion binding. Lineage: Eukaryota; Viridiplantae; Streptophyta; Magnoliopsida; Fagales; Juglandaceae.
UAAAGGACAAUCAAAGAAGGAAAAGCUAGCUCUUGAAAAUAUGCGAACCUAGAAGACCCAAGGUUCAUAAUACGCCAUUCUUGCUCCUAAAGCAUUCCUUAAAUAAAGGUAAAGCUGCUAGCGGAUGAUCAUUAUCCGAGAAGUUGGCCUUACCAUUCAGAAAAGUGGGAUUCCUUCUACGAUGGCUCAGAAAACUGUCAUGAAGGUCCAUAUUGCAUGCCUCAAAUGCAAGAAGCAACUCAUCCAGGCGGUGACUAAGCUACAAGGUGUCGACAAAGUUGAAGUUGAUGCAGACAAGGGAAUUUUUACUGUAACCGGAGAUGCAGACCCAUAUGAAAUCAUAGUCCGUACCAAACAAACAGGCAAAUUUGGUGACGUACUGAGUGUUGGUGCUCCUGCUUCUACUGAACAAGAGGGGGACGGGAAGAAGAAAGAAAAAUCAGGGGACCAGAAGGAGCAAGUUCAGACACCCUACAUCCCCCACAAUUCAUGUCUUGUCUGUGAGCGAGUGCCUAUCGUUCAAUUGGGCUGCCGAGACGAACCCUAUCCACCAUGCUCUAUUAUGUGACAUUUCUUUAUCACAUCAUCAACAACAAGUGCUUAGAAGGGUAGUUGAGAGGUUGGGAAGAUGAAGAUGGCUUGGUCCCCGGAAGAAUUUCCUAAUCUGGUAGCUUGGAAGAUCUCCCUUUUUACUGGUGGCGCGUUGCCAUCUUUAGUCUAGCUACUCCUUUGCUUUAUAUCACUUCCUUGAUCAACUUGAGUCCUUUAUUGUCUUCUUUAUGCUUCGGUGCUUCCAAAUGGCCAACUUUGAGAUAACACUCAGUUAUGGUUGCAAAUACCCGAACUAGCUGUAAUGGGUCAAAUUUGCAAGGUUUGCAAAUGGGCCACAUGGGCUGAUAAUAAGUGAUGUGGUUAGUUGGGCUGUUAAGUGUAAUUGGGUUAAUUGUAGAUCUUUUUUAAUUCUGAUAAGAGUUAUUGGAUAAAUACAUUCUUAUUAGCUUUGA